AUAACCUUUGUUGGGCUAAUCUUAUGACACGUGUUGAUCAAUCCUGAAUUGGAUCGAAUAAUUCCCCUUUGGUAUAUUCCCAUCAAUAGAUGUAAUCUAUAUAGACUCCUCCCUGUGAACCUUUUCUUACUCGUAUAUUUCCCCUCACUGUCUUCCCUAUCCUACCACCCCACUAGCCAUGUCGGCCUUCUUAGGAAAUUAUGCAGAGGAACUAAUCGAGAAUGCCAAGUACAUUGCCACCCCCGGCAAGGGCAUUUUGGCCGCGGAUGAAAGCACUGGCACCAUUGGUAAACGUCUGUCGAGCAUCAGUGUUGAGAACACCGAGCACAACCGCCAGUCCCUCCGCGAGCUCCUCUUCACCGCUCCUAAUGCCCUCCCCUACCUCUCUGGUGUCAUUCUCUUCGAGGAGACCCUCUACCAAAAAACCUCUGACGGAAAGCCUUUCGUCGAGCUCCUUAAGGAGAACAAUGUCAUUCCAGGUAUCAAAGUCGACAAGGGUGUUGUUGAGUUGGCCGGCACCAAUGGCGAGACCACCACCCAGGGUUUCGACUCUCUUGGAUCCCGGUGUCAGCAGUACUACAAGGCCGGUGCACGCUUUGCCAAGUGGCGUGCCGUCCUCAAGAUAGGCCCCACCGAGCCAUCCGAACUGUCAAUCCAGCAGAAUGCCCAGGGGCUGGCUCGCUAUGCAAGGAUAUGUCAAGAUUGGGGACUAGUCCCAAUUGUUGAGCCAGAGAUUCUAACUGAUGGAAACCAUGACAUCAAGAAAUGUGCAGCUGUGACUGAAACUGUGCUUGCAGCUGUCUACAAGGCACUCAAUGAUCACCAUGUUCUUCUUGAAGGAACACUUUUGAAACCCAACAUGGUCACACCAGGCUCUGAUAGCCCAAAGGUGACACCUGAGGUGAUCGCCGAACACACAGUUUUAGCAUUGCGACGAACAGUUCCACCUGCAGUACCCGGGAUUGUGUUUUUGUCAGGUGGGCAAAGCGAGGAAGAGGCAACCCUCAACCUGAAUGCCAUGAACAAGUUAGACUUGUUGAAGCCAUGGACACUUUCGUUCUCAUUCGGGCGAGCUCUGCAGCAGAGCACACUCAAGACAUGGGGUGGGAAGAAGGAGAAUGUUGGGAAAGCUCAAGAGACAUUCUUGCUAAGGUGCAAGUCCAAUUCUGAGGCCACUUUGGGGAAGUAUGGUGGUGGUGGUGGUGGUGGUUUGGCUUCUGAGAGUUUGUUUGUUAAGGGUUACAAGUACUAAGAGCUUUGUUUGUGAGGGAAUGACAGAUUGGUAACCUGAUAUAUGAGGGAAUGACAGAUUGGUAACCUGAUAUAUGACCUUGUAUUUAAUUUUUCCUCUCUUACAAUGCAUAAUUUUCAAUACAUAUUCUACAGAUGAUGUUUAAUUUAAUGUAAUCUAUACUUCUCAAAAAAGAAAAAGAAAAA
Molecule: messenger RNA, 1437 nt
Organism: Camellia sinensis
Lineage: Eukaryota; Viridiplantae; Streptophyta; Magnoliopsida; Ericales; Theaceae
Product: fructose-bisphosphate aldolase, cytoplasmic isozyme 1
Biological process (GO): glycolytic process
Molecular function (GO): fructose-bisphosphate aldolase activity
Source: RefSeq, a predicted model, not a curated record